Molecule: messenger RNA, 3831 nt
Organism: Globicephala melas (long-finned pilot whale)
Lineage: Eukaryota; Metazoa; Chordata; Mammalia; Artiodactyla; Delphinidae
Gene: LSMEM2
Product: leucine rich single-pass membrane protein 2
Source: RefSeq, a predicted model, not a curated record
GGUUGGGGGCAGGGGAGGGUCAACUACAGGCUGUGCCCAAGUGGGUGUGGGCUGGGCAGGCUGGCCAGUUAAGCUCUUCCUUCAGGGAGGGCACUGGGACUGGGGGCAGGCAGUGGUUUUGCAAAGCAUUUGGGCACAUGACCCAAGGACUGGGAGUGGAUAGGUUUCUUGCCUCCAGUGUGGGCCUGUGUGGCCCCAACUGGCUAAAGGUUGGGGUCUCUUGGCCUGGCCAGACUGACUUCUAGUUAAAGACUUUGGUGGCCACUUUCCUAAUUGACUCACAGCAUGCAAGAUGUAUGGAGGCUCAGAGGCGCCAGAGCAGGGACCUGGUAAGCUUUAGGUACAGUGCUGGCCAGGAUGCAGGACCAGCUGCACCAAGGCUCCAGCUUGGCCCAACUGGUCAACUCCCCCCAUCACAGUUUUGACAUUUUAUACUGAAUGGGAGGGGCCUGGCCCUGGGUGUGGGAGUGUUUGCUUCCUUUUGAGGUCUUUUUUUUUUUUGAAUAUUUAUUUAUUUAUUUUUGGCUGCGUUGGCUCUUCGUUGCUGUGCGUGGGCUUUCUCUAGUUGCGGCGAGUGCGGGCUACUCUUCGUUGCGGAGCACGGGCUUCUCAUUGCGGUGGCUUCUCUUGUUGCGGAGCACGGGCUGUAAGCGCCUGGGCUUCAGUAGUUGUGGCUCACAGGCUUUAGAGCGCAGGCUCAGUAGUUGUGGCGCAUGGGCUUAGCUGCUCCGCGGCAUGUGGGAUCUUCCCGGACUAGGGCUUGAACUCGUGUCCCCUGCAUUGGCAAGCGGAUUCUUAACCACUAAGCCACCAGGGAAGUCCCUUUUUGAGGUUUUAAGGAUGGCACUUACUAUGUGUUCUUCCUGGAACAGAAAGAACUCAAGAUCAAUUUAAAAGUGGGGAAAAACACAGCCAAGUGCAGAGAAUUUAAUGCGAACCCCAAUCCACCACCACCCAGACAUAACGACAGACAGCACUGGUUUUUGUUUUACACAUUUCUGAGCAUGUCAAAGGUCAGUUUCAAGCAAAUCAUGAAGGUUAAGGUACUAUUCUGAAAGUGUUAGACCCAGAGAGCCCAAUCACCCUUAAGUCUACCAGGAGGUAUCCCGCCAAUGCCCCUGAAUUUGUUAUCUAGCUUCCAGCUAGGCAUCUGGAGAUCUUAAGGGGCCAAGAUUUUUUUUUUUUUUUUUAAUUUGGCUGCAUCGGGUCUUAGUUGCGGCAUGCGGGAUAUAGUUCCCUGACCAGGGAUCGAACCCGGGCCCCCUGCAUUGGAAGUGCAGAGUCUUAGCCACUGGACCACCAGGGAAGUCCCAAAGGGGCCAAGAUUUUAAGGGGAGGGGUGGAAAGCACCACCAGAAGAAAAUAUAAUUUUUAGAAAUCACAAAAUAAAUACUUCACUGGGUCCAAAAAUAAGUAAGUAAAAUCACAAGAAUGGUACACAGCCCCAGUGACUAAAUGGGCAGAGGCUGUGAACUAGGAAGCCACACAGAUAUUGGUGAGGCUCCCCAAGCAAAGACCCCCAACAAAAUUGGUCAAGAAAGGCCUUUUCUCAUCUCCCAACUUAGCAAGUAUAUAUGUGCACACUUAUGUACAUAAAUUUUUUUCUAUGGAGAUGCCUGUUGGUGGCGAUAUUGUACUCUUUUGGAGGCUGUGGACAACUACUCCAGAGGACAAUGUGAUGAUAGGUUAAAAGAAAAAGUCCCUGCUGUUUGACCCAGUAAUUCUACUUCUGGGAAUCCAUCCUUAAUAACUAUUGGGAAAUUGGGGGAAAGCCUUUAUACUCAAUGACGCGUGUCCUUUUCCAGGGGUUAUUAAUUUAGGAAGGGGAUUGGAAACAACCUAAAUGCCCAGGCAGCCUCGAAGAGAUACCUGAGGGGAGACCUCAAAGGCAAGUGGAACAGUUUGCUAACAAAGACGGGUCUCCACUCAUGAUGUUGAGUGAGAACAGCAGGGUUCACAGCAGAAUCACACUUAGUAUGUAAAAGGAGGCAGAGCUGAGGCCAGGAGCAAAAGGCAAAAAGCUGGCUAGAAUAGGGCUGCUUCUGCUGGGGACCGGGAGAAGGCCCCAGGCACAGGGUCUGCAGGGAAAACUGAUAGCAGAAGCAGGAAUGAACUUCAUGGGCUGUGGGUUGAGUUCUCCAAGGCUGAUAAAUUCUCUAGAAACGAGCAAGCAGAGAGGAAUGCCUGAAAGUCCCUGAGGUGCUUGGAAGGAAACAAAUGUAAGUCAAGCAGCACCUUCUGCUACUGUGGGUGAAACAGGUGUACGCAGUUUUCACAUUGUCUUGCUUCCAAAUCACGGGUCACUCCUGAGUUGGUUUUAGGGGAUCAGGAGCCAAAUGCCCCUGCUACCUCUUCUGAGCCCCUGCUGCCGCUCGACGCCAUCUAGAAGGGAGGGCAUGACCUGCUGGCUGAAUCAGCCCCACGCUGCCCCUGCAGACACCGUGGCACCGACAAGGAGCAGGGCACCACUGGCUCCUAAUCAUGUGCAGGAGGUUCGCCUACACCGGGUGGAGUCCAUCAGCGAUCUACACAGUGGAGGUUCACUGUGGCCCUACCUGGCCGAGGAGGCACAGCCAUGGGAUGAGCUGCUGGGCAUCCUGCGUCCACCGAUGUGCACCCAGACCGGCUGCAGCCCCGUGCACAGCCGCGGCAGCUUCCUGCUGCUGCUUGCACUGCUCGUGCUCACCUGCCUGGCGUUGGCUGUCCUGGCCGUCUACCUGAGUGUGCUGCAGAGCGAAUCCCUACGCGUUCUGGCACACACACUGCAAACGCAGGAGGAAAUGCUGCUCAAACUCCGGCUCACCAGCCUCAGCCAGCUGCGGAGGCUCAACUCGAGUGAGGCCCGAGCACCCAGUUGAGAUGCCACUUGGACCUGGGGCCUGGGGGUAUGUGCAGGGGGGAAUAAUGUGGCCGCUGGUAGCUUUCCCCUCUCCCACUACUGCUCCACACUACUUCCUUAGUGAGGUUUUUGUAUAAGAGCCUGAUCUGACCCCGCAGCUGUCUGCCUUUCUUGCCUUCUCAAGCUAGGCCUAGCCAAGCCUUCUGGUGCCAGAGCCCCACUUGGUGUGGCCCAAGGUCAGAGGAAGCGACACCAGCCUCCUGGCUCCUCUUGGGGCCUGUCAGCACCCUCUGGUGUCCUCCAGAUAGCAGGUUCAGGAGUCUAAAAAUAGCUGCCUACCCUGGUCACCCAAACUCUGCUGGGCCUCCCAGUGGGGGUCCAGCCUCUGCUCUCAAAAGACAGGCUGGGCUCUGAGUAGGGGGAGGAGGGCCCCUGGGGAGAGAUUAUUUUGGAGAGCAAAGGUGAGAUGGAGAUAGGGAGGCCCAGCUGGGCCCAAGCCUGGGUUGGUGGAUAGGGAAGGCAGGCAGAAACACCCAGAAGCCAGGGCCACAGAAGACUGCACAUUGUUUAAUUAUCUCUAAAAUCUUUAAAACUCAGCAUAUAAAUCCACUCCAGGUAGCCUCACCGCCCCACGUUGUAGUGGCAGUUGUCCAGAUACUAUCACCUCCUCCCCGAAAGUGGGUCAUCCCAGGGGAGCAAGGCCUGAGAAAGGGGCAGCCCUGACAGGGCAGGAAGUGGCCACAGGGCCGGCACAGGGGCAAAGCGUGAAGGUCCCAAGUGGCCUGGCCUCCAGCCACCCGCCCCCAUGUCUGUUUUUGGUUUUGUCAUUAAAAAAAUAAAGCGACAAUGCCUGGCAGGGACCAGGUGUUGCACUGUCUUCUGUUAAAAAUACAGGCAAGGAUGUGGACAGUCUCCUCUUCGGCUGGUCCUGCCUCACAGGAUGUCUGCCCGCUUGUCCCGCACGCGGCUGCGCGCCUUGGUCCUGGCUUUGA